This is a messenger RNA of Henningerozyma blattae CBS 6284, 2730 nucleotides long. RefSeq names its product Golgi transport complex subunit COG4 (gene COG4). The record is from RefSeq and is a predicted model, not a curated record. Bases 1 to 2730 code for a protein of 909 amino acids. Lineage: Eukaryota; Fungi; Ascomycota; Saccharomycetes; Saccharomycetales; Saccharomycetaceae. The transcript has a single exon.
AUGGAUUCCCUUACAACAAAAAAUAAGAGCGGCAAUACUCUAUCUACCAAUAGUAAUGAAAUACCCACUGCAUCAUGGGAUACACUUGUUUUAGAUGGGCAAUUAUCAAAAAAUCUGGCCAAAUACAAUCAAUUGAUUGAAAAAAUAACCACACAAUCUCAAGUAACUAAACUACAUUCGUUAAUAAUUAAUGACCAUUUAAACCAAUCUAAUAGUUUAUCAGUUUUUAUAUCAAAUAUCCAGCUGAAUCAUAAUAAAGAUCUAAGAAAAUUGGAAUUGAAAAGAACAGAUUUAACAAACACAUUAUCAAACUUUCAAUCUUCUUUGUCAACCGUUUCAAAGACAAACAAUGUUACAUCUUUAAUUAAUUCAAAUAUUCAAUCUAUCGAUUUACAGAGAUCUUUAAUUAAAAAGACACUAAAAUUUCUAAGUCAUGUUAGAACUUUGAAAAACGAUAUCAUAUUAAUUCAUUCAGCCCUUUUAACGAAAGAUUAUUUGGUUGCCGCUAAAGCGAUUAGUGAAGUCAGAUCCUUACCUCCUGAUAUAAUAGAUUCGACUUUUGUUAAAAAGACAGUUCCAUCCAGUGAAAUUCCAGAAAUACCAAGAAUUUUAAUUGAUAAUUGGUGUAAAGAAUUGACCGACCUAUUUAAAAGUAAAUUUAUUGAUGCUGCUCGGUCAAAAAAUAUUGAAGAUUUAACCUUAAUGUUCAAGAUGUUUCCAAUGGUAGGUGAAAACACUUUAGGUUUAGAUUUGUAUUCAAAAUACAUUUGUGAUAUUAUUGCAAAUGAAAGUAGAAAAAUUAUUACAGAUGAAACGAAUAAAAAUUCAGAUAAUGGUGCUCAUCAUAUUAAUCCAAGUAAAAUUCCAGGAUUCUAUGCCAAAGUUAUCCUUCAUUUAUUUAAAAUCGUUUCCACUGUGAUUAAUGAGCAUUCUAAAAUUAUUUCAACAUCUUAUGGUAAUAUCCAUAUGAUUCAUGUGAUGGAGAAAAUUGAAAAAGAAACUGAUUUACAAACUGGUUUAGUCUUGGAUAUUUUCUUGGAAACAAGAAAAGUUGACCGUAUAUUGUCUGAAAUUAAUGAGUGGAAUGAUUUACAUUCGUUAAAAAUAAAAAAUUUAAACAAAUCACUAGUUGCCAAUACUCAUCAUACAAGAGAAAAAAGUUCAUCACCAAGUAUACAUGGAAAAGUAUCAUCAACUGAGAAAAAUUUACAUUCACGAACUAAUUCUUCUAAUGAAAAUAAUAUUCAAGACUUAGAUUCAGUAGUCUCAUUCUCAAUUAAUGAUUUAUCUUUGUUAAUUGAUGAAUUUUCACAAAUUUUGCAAAAUUGGUCCAUGUAUGCCAGAUUCUUCUCUAUUAGAUGGAAUGAAUUCUCUGAUAUUAAAUUCAAUAUUUUACAACCACCUCCACCAAUUGCAAACAGUCAGUUUGUAUCAAAAUUAAGCAAUGAGAAUUUACUAAAUAACUUCGAAUCUUUGGUGGUACACAACUUAUAUAGAUCAUUUGAUAAGAGUUUAAAAAUUGAAGACUUACCAUCAUUAAACGAUUACAUUAUAAAUGACGAAUUAAAUUUCAAAGAUAUAUCUUCUAAUCCAAUAUCUUCUGUUGUCGAAGAUUUAACUUUAUUUAUUAGACGAAAUUUAAUAUCUACAGUUAAUACAGGGCAAUUUUCUGUUUUAGAUAAUUUCUUAAAUCAAUUGGCUAAAUUUAUUCAAAAUGAAUUUUUAGUCAAAUUUAUGCAAUCCAAAUUUAAAUUUCUACAGAGCAGACUAAAUACUUCAACUAAUUUGAAAAAAUACACGCCAAAAUCCUUAGAACCACCACCAAAUUCAACUUCAUUACAUCCACCCUCUUCACCACCACGUUCUAACUCACCUGCAAGUUUUGCUGAAAAAUAUGCCUCAUCUACCUUGUCACAAUUCGGUUUUAAUUUUAGAGGUGCAGCUGCCAACGCAUUAACAAAUAUUCAAUCCAAUUUACAAGCAGUAGUUUCUGAUGAGGAAUCUGUUUUGGCUCUCCAUCAUUAUCUGAUUUAUGUUAACACUUUAUUUGUUGAGAUAAUAUUCAUUCAUAAACUAUUAAUUGAAGAAACGAUUGAAGAUAAUCCAACAAUGUUAAAAGAUAAUUUUCCAUUUAAUAACGAAUUUCAAGAGGUUAUUAUUAAAUUGAAAAAUUGUGAAAAAUUAAUUAUUAGACAAACAGAAAAAUUGCAGAAAUGGUCAAUUAAAUAUCUAUUUGAAAAUAUCGUUAAAUCUAAAAUACGAUCAUUGUUGAUUCCAUUAUUUAUCAAUGGUACAGAAAAUUCUUAUAUUGCAGGCGCUGAAGAUUUUGAAGAUAUGACUACUGUAAACGAAUUUAUUACAAAAUGGAAACCUUUCAUUGUACCAUAUAAAAAUAUUUUGUGCACAGAUGCUUAUAAUGAGUUAUUAAGCUAUGUUGUUCAAAAUAUUGUUACAGUAUUAGAAGAUAAGAUAAUGCUAUUAAAAGUUAAUGAAUUAGGUGCUGCAAAAUUGGAUAGAGAAUUAAGUUUGUUUAUUGCAACAAUCUGCUCAUUAAACUAUGUACUAAGAGAGAAAUUCACCAAAUUGACCCAAAUUGUGUUGUUAUUAGGCUUUGAUGAAGAUGAUAUGGAUCCAAAUACUAAUGAUUUGAAGGAAGAAAUCAAGAGUAGUAUUACUUGGGUUUUAAGUCCUCAAGAACGUAUCAAAAUCAGAAAGAUUAAAGUUGAUUAG